Molecule: messenger RNA, 3382 nt
Organism: Neoarius graeffei (lesser salmon catfish)
Lineage: Eukaryota; Metazoa; Chordata; Actinopteri; Siluriformes; Ariidae
Gene: mccc1
Product: methylcrotonyl-CoA carboxylase subunit
Exons: 19
Coding region: 242-2377 (711 amino acids)
Cellular component (GO): mitochondrion
Molecular function (GO): methylcrotonoyl-CoA carboxylase activity; metal ion binding; ATP binding
Source: RefSeq, a predicted model, not a curated record
GCUGUCAGGAUCAAUCUGGACACCCAGCUAGCUAGCAUUUUGUCAUUAGCUAUAUUUAUUGAUAAGCUUUUUACGACACUUGCUAAAACGUCGAAUAAAGUAUCAGUACGGUGUUAUUUAUUAUGUAGUAUAAAAUAAUUCAUAAUAAAGCAACUAAUUGUUUAAGUUAGGAAUAUUUAACAGUUCGGUUAGUAAAGGUAAAUUAGCCUAGCUAGCCGGUAUCCGUUCACGCGUUGUAAAAAUGGCUGCUGCUGUGAUGCAAGUAGGAGUGAGCCAGGCUCUGAGAACACAGCUACAGAAGCUCAUAUGGACAAGAGGAACAGUCAGACAUGCAUCUGUGGGGGGGAUAGAGAAAGUCCUCAUUGCUAACCGAGGAGAGAUAGCAUGCAGAGUGAUGCGCACAGCAAAAAAGAUGGGAGUCCGUUCUGUUGCUGUGUAUAGUGAUGCAGACAGGCACUCUAUGCAUGUGGCCAUGGCAGACGAAGCAUACCAUAUUGGAGCAGCACCAUCACAACAGAGUUAUUUAUGCAUGGAGAAAGUUCUAGAAGUUGCCAAGAAAUCCUCAUCACAGGCUGUCCACCCUGGGUACGGCUUCCUGUCUGAGAACACAGAGUUUGCUGAACUGUGCAAAGAGGAAGGCAUCAUCUUCAUUGGGCCUCCAUCAUCAGCAAUUCGUGAUAUGGGCAUCAAGAGCACAUCUAAACACAUUAUGUCUGCUGCGGGCGUUCCCAUCAUUGAGGGUUACCAUGGGGAGGACCAAUCAGAUGAGAAGCUUCAAGCUGAAGCUGCCAGGAUUGGUUAUCCUGUUAUGAUCAAAGCUGUACGAGGUGGAGGUGGGAAGGGAAUGCGUAUUGCUCGCUCGGAAGCAGAAUUUCACGAGCAGCUGGAAUCUGCCAGAAGAGAAGCUCGUAAAUCUUUCAAUGAUGAUGUCAUGCUGGUGGAGAAGUUUGUGGACAACCCCAGGCAUGUGGAGGUGCAGGUGUUUGGGGAUCAACAUGGUAAUGCUGUGUAUCUGUUUGAGAGAGACUGCAGCGUGCAGAGGAGACACCAGAAGAUUAUAGAAGAAGCACCAGGGCCUGAUAUUAGUCCAGAAGUGAGGCGUAAACUAGGAGAAGCGGCAGUCCGGGCAGCUAAAGCAGUAAACUAUGUGGGAGCAGGCACUGUGGAGUUCAUUAUGGAUGCUCAGCACAAUUUCUACUUCAUGGAGAUGAACACUCGUUUGCAGGUGGAGCACCCUGUGUCUGAGAUGAUCACUGGUACAGACCUGGUGGAGUGGCAGCUCAGGGUGGCUGCUGGAGAGAAGCUUCCUCUCUCUCAGGACGAGAUUGUGCUGCGAGGUCACUCAUUUGAGGCCCGCAUCUAUGCUGAAGACCCCAGUAACGACUUCCUGCCUGGAGCCGGACCCCUGCUGCACCUUUCCACGCCACAGGAGGAGACGCACACACGCAUCGAAACCGGAGUACGGCAAGGAGAUGAGGUUUCGGCUCAUUAUGACCCGAUGAUCGCUAAGCUGGUGGUUUGGGGAGAGGAUCGCUCAGCUGCUCUGAAGAAACUGCGCUACUGCUUACGCCAGUACAAUAUUGUGGGUCUCAACACUAACAUCGAUUUCCUGUUAAGUCUUUCGGGUCAUCCGGAGUUCGAGGCUGGAAAUGUUCACACCAGCUUCAUCCAGCAGCACUACGAUCAGCUGUUUCCCAAACCGACUGCACCAGGAGGAGACGUGGUGUGUCAGGCUGCUCUCGGACUUCUGCUACAGGAGAGAGAACACACACUGGAGUUUCUGCGCCAAUCUCAUGACGUGUUUUCUCCUUUCGGCUUGGGUAAUGGGAGCCGGCUCAACGUGCUGUACUGCAGGAACCUGACACUACAGCUGGGGGGAAACAAAGUUACAAUAGCUGUGACUUACAAUCCAGACGGGACGUACAGCAUGGAGACUGGAGGCCAGGUGUUCCAGGCGUCAGGUGAGCUGCAGAAAGUGGGCGGAGCCACAUAUCUUCAUUGCUGCGUGAAUGGAGUUCUGUCUCGACCCAAACUGGUCAUAAUGGACAACACGGUUCAUCUCUUCUCCAUGGAGGGCAGUGCGGAGGUGAAAGUGCCUUUACCGAAGUUCUUGGCUGGUGUGAGUUCCUCUGGGGCACAAGAUGGCGCUGUGGCACCCAUGACUGGAACCAUUGAAAAAGUCCUUGUGAAGGUGGGAGAUGUCGUGCAGAAGGGAGAUCCUCUCAUAGUCAUGAUCGCAAUGAAGAUGGAGCACAUGAUCCGCGCUCCUAAAGCAGGUGUCAUUAAGAAGGUCCUGUUUAAAGAAGGUUCACAGGCUAAUCGUCAUGCAACGCUGGUGGAAAUGGAGGAGGAACAGGAGGAAGUGGCACAAUCCUGAACAGAGAACGAGUGCGUCCCUGAUAGACUUCACACGUACAGUUAUCACUUAUUAACUUGAGUUCUUCAGCGCUGAAGUGUGGCGUAAUGGCUCAGUAUAAGCGACGCGAACUCUCAUUAGUGACUUCACUCAAGAGAUCCUGAGUUUAUAAUUUAACCCAAGUUAAAUAAGCUCAACACUAAUGGUUAACUGUUGGUAGUUUUAUUUUUUAAAACAAGCAAAAUCCUCCGUUACCUUUUCUGCACAAACACUGUGAGAAUGUGAGUUUUGUUCUUUUGGUGUUUCUCAUAUGGGAUUAUUAUUAUUAUUUUUUUUGAUGCAUCAUGGUAUAGCUUUUUUCCCUUCCUGGUAUACAGUUUUUGUUGCCAUGCCCCCCAAAAAAACAAAAUGAGGCCUCAUAAUGGCAUUUUUUCUCCUCAGUAAGAGAUUUACAGAGUAAGGAUUUUUUUUUUUAAUAAUUUUUUGAAUAUUUGAUGCAUGCUAUGGUUCAGUCAAUGAUUCAUCAUGCAGUCGGUCAUAAACAUACUGAUUAUCCCUUUUUUGUUGAAGGCUUUAUGCAUAAAUGCCAUGUAUAAAGUACAUUUUUUUAAAAACAAGUUUUAUUUUCUGUAAAUAGAAUUUCCAUAAACAGCAAUUGAACACUUUCACUGUCAGGAGAGGACAAUUACAGUAACAUACUUCAUUGACAUUUUUUCUUUAAAUGGAAAUGAACCAGGAAAUGAAGCUCUGGCCUCACAGCCAGACUGGACGAUCCUUGGCCCAGAGAUUCUUAUUGCUACUGUCUCUGAGAAACACACACACACAGCAUAAGCGCACACACACUGAACUAUCAGUUUAUUAGCUGGAACACUGGAGUCACUAAUAACCUGGCAGCUGAGUGUGGAUCGUUUGACAUGAAUUGAGUUGGCUGUUGCCCUGUGUGUUCCCUGACAAAAAAAGUGGUUUAACCAAGAAGUACAUAGUUGACAGAAAAAAACAAAAACAAAAAAAAACAGUUCCUCAUCU